Molecule: messenger RNA, 408 nt
Organism: Suillus fuscotomentosus
Lineage: Eukaryota; Fungi; Basidiomycota; Agaricomycetes; Boletales; Suillaceae
Exons: 2
Biological process (GO): intracellular calcium ion homeostasis
Cellular component (GO): intracellular membrane-bounded organelle
Molecular function (GO): P-type calcium transporter activity
Source: RefSeq, a predicted model, not a curated record
AAGCAGAUCUUGAUCCGGUCUGUCUACCGGAUCACCGUCAUCCUAUUAUUCCACUUCCUUGGCAUCACAAUUUUGGGCUAUGCAGACACGUCGGGGAAUGCCACCAUUGUCCAGACUCUCGUCUUCAAUGCGUUUGUCUUCGCUCAGAUAUUCAACUUGGUGAACUCACGAAGGCUGGACCGGAAGCUCAACAUUUUUGAAGGCAUGCUUAACAAUUGGUACUUCAUGGCCAUUACUCUCAUCGAGAUCGCUGUUCAAGUGGUCAUCGUGUUCAUCGGUGGCACCACAUUCCAGGUGACACGUAUUGCUGGUCGUAAAUGGGGCAUCUCACUUGCCCUCGGCUUCGUAUCCAUCCCCUUGGGCACGCUCAUCCACCUACUGCCCAACAGACCCUUUGAACGCCUCUUC